CCGAAGAAGAAGCUCUUCCGGGUGAAAAUGAUUCCUCUGCAUGUGCUUGUUUAUUUUUGCCAAAGACCUUUUUUUUUUUUUAAAUGUUUCAUAUCUCGUUGGUUGGAAAAGGCAUACCACAAAUUGAGCUGAUCAUUUCACUAAUUCGUUAUCAAACAACGUCGUGUCAUUGUUAUUGAGCUUUUCACUCUACCGUAAAAAACACUUGUUUUUUUAUUGUCUACAAAGCAUGGAGAUAGAAGAUCGGGAUUUUCUCAACACUCCUCCUUUAAAAACAGUCAGGUUUGGCGGCAGUGUUGUGGAAACUUUAUCUAAGUAUAAGCAGGGAGACUUGAAUGAUUAUGAACUGCUGAAGCAUCAACUGGCUGAUCCUGAGAUAAAGGAUGCUCAGAUCAUCACGUGGCUCCAAGAAUUCAGAAAUUGUGUGUCUCAGCUCACAAAAGACCACGAACAGCUCAUCUAUACGAUAUUGAGGCUUCCCUGGGUGGGUCGGAGCCAGGCCGUGGUGGAGGAGUACAUGGCCUUCCUCAGUAACCUGGUGUCUGCACAGACCGUCUACCUGUGUGCUUGUCUCAAAAUGGUGGUGUCCCAGUUCAUGCCCAGGCGAGUGACCAUCAGUGAAGGAGGAGUGGAUAUCUCUGAUUCAGAUGAUGAAGAUGAGAAUCUGCCCAGAAACUUCAACCAGUGCCACCAGGCCUUGCAGCUCAUCACUAGAUAUGUCCCAUCCACGAGUCACUUCCUGGUGCCCAUCCUGCAAGACCACUUCCCUUUUGUACAGAAGUCCUCCAGAACUCUGGAGUGUUACGUCCACAAUCUCCUGAGAGUGACGGUGUACAUACCCGCCAUUCGACGAGACGUACUGGAGGUCAUCGUUGGACAGAUGCUUAAACUGGAUGUGGGUGCAUCGCGCUCAGACAUUGAAGAGGCUGAAGAGAAUUUGUUCCAAAGGCACCAGUCAGACAGCGUGACUGAGGAGGCCCUCUUUGAAAUGGAUGAGGACCUACCAACAGGUGACCCCCUCAGUUUGGGGGUGAUGGCUCACCCAGUGGCUGAGAGGCUGGAUUCACUCAUGACAGUGCUGUUGGCCUACAUCAAAGACGUCUGCCACGUUAACGGUAGUGUCCAUGUAGACAGGACCAAGGAGCUGUACAGAGACUUCUUGAACGUGUUUGACAAGCUCAUUCUGCCCACACAUGCUUCCAGUCACAUCCAGUACACGCUCUUUUAUCUCUGCAGCUUCAAACUGGCCCUGGCAGAGGCCUUUUUGGAGCACCUGUGGAAAAUCCUGCAAAAUCCAUCGCAGCCUGCCGUCCUGCGCCAGGCCGCCGCCGGCUACAUGGGGAGCUUCCUGGCACGAGCCAAGUUCAUCCCAGUGCUCACGGUGCGAGCGUGUCUGGACCUGCUGAUCUCCUGGAUCCAUCGCUACAUCGACGGACAGGACAGCAGCGGUCGUCAGGCCUGCUGCGACGUCAACCUUCACGGAGCGUUCUACACCGCCUGCCAGGCUGUCUUUUACACACUCAUCUUCAGACACGGAGCCUUCCUGGCAGGCAACAUGAAGAAAGGCUUGGAGUAUCUCCAGGGUUUCAACCUGGAGAGGGUGGUCAUGUGUCAGCUAAACCCGCUCAAAGUGUGCCUCCCAGCCGUCACCAACAUGUUUGCAGCCAUCACCAGGAAGUACCAGCUGGUGUUCUGUUACACCAUCAUAGAGCGGAACAACCGCCACCUGCUGCCGGUGGUGCACAGCUCUGCAGGGGGAGACAGCGUGGGCACCAACACCAACCCCCUGGAUUGCUUCUUCCCAUAUGACCCCUACCUGCUCAAAAGGUCGGGUCACCUGAUUGAACCCCUCUAUCAGGUGUGGGUGGAGUCAACAGACUCUGAACUGGUUGCCACUAAAACAGACCGGCAGGGCUCCAAGGAGGACGAGUAUGACUUCCUGUGCGGCGAGACCCCCCAGGGUGACGGUGUGGUGGGAAUGACUCCCGGUUCGUUGGACUCAAACCCCUGCAACACCUGCAGUGUCGGUUCACCCCCCAUCUCCUUCCAAAGACAUAGUUAGUGCAGCGUGGUGUCAUGAAUGUACGUAUACCACAUGGCUGCACCAAGACCACACGGAUACUUGGCAUAUAUGUGCAUUUACAGUACACCGUGUGCCACACAUGACUUUUUAAACACACUAAAACAAAAGUCCUGGCAAUAAAAAGACCAGUCCCAGUUAGGUCCUUUUAAGUUGAAUAAGAAAAGAACCUUUCUACAUGAGUACAUUCAUGUCACUGUCAGACACCCAAUUAGUUGUCAAUCAUACAUAGACAACAAUGUCUCUUCUUAUGUACUACUUCCUCUACUACGGCCUCAUUGUUUAUCCUUUUUCUGCAAUGGAGCUGCUGUUUAUGAAAAAGAUUCAAAUACUGGCUUUUGGUUAGUAAACAUUUUACACCUCCAACUUUAAACCUGUGUGUUUUUCAUCAUCUGUUUUUGACAAAUCUGCCCCUUUUGCCAGUACAGUAGUAGUAGUAGUAGUAGUAGUAGUAGUAGUAGUACUGUGCUGUUGGCAGGGGUUACCCUCCAGGACCACCAGCUGAAAAAAAUAAUACGUCCAUAAAAAUAUCUAUUUUAGACACACCUUUGGUCCCAAAACAGUCCUGCUAGUCCUGAAACCCGUUUCAGAUUAACAUUUGUAAUAAAAGUGACUGUUAUGUUAGGUUAGAUUCUGAACCAGAACACUCCCCUCCUCUCUUCAAUUGCCAUUGUUCACAACAGGGUGUCCGUGGGGGUCUCAUUUGAAUUUAAGGCCUUAAAAUGUCUAAAAAAAAAUCUCACAACAUGCCUUAAACACAUCAGCAAACAAACUUUUGCAUCACAGCGCAAAAGUUUGCUUGCCAACGUAUUUAAGGCAGCUCAGUAACGAUGGUGCGUUCAAGGACCGCCCAACAAUUUUUGCGAAAUCUCAGCAUUUGAGGAGAAAGCAUUGUCAGUGAAGCAUAAACAUAACGUAAACAUGUCAAAAUGUAUGCUGCGCAUUUUUGUCAUCAUUGAAUCAUCACAUAUUGAUGAAUUACUCACUUAUGGUGGCUGUGGGAAAAGCAGCCUAUUUUUUAGAGAAAUAAAAGAAACAUUUUAUUUUCAAAUAUUUGAAAACAGAUUAAAGAUUUAAAAAAUCAGUUUUAUUUAAAAAUAUUUAAUUUAAAAUAUUUUUUCAUUGCAAAUCUGUGCAAGGCCGUGACUGCUGAAUCGUGAGUGUGUGCGGAUCCACUGUACCCCUAAAAGAACCAAAGACAGUAGGAACAACAAUCAGCAUAAUAAUAAUAGUAAUACUGGUAAAUAACCAAGUCCAGUCAUUGCUUUAUUAGAAAAGUGUAAGAGAAAGAAUGAGGCCACAGCAAAGAUGUGGUUUGAUCGUUGAUCGACAUGAUGGAUGAUGGCUACCUAAAGAUGAUGAGGACACAGCAGGAGCAGUGAGUUUUCUACUGAAGUAAUAUCCCUCCCAACAUGCAUCGAUUGACUGAAUGAAUAUUGCUCAUUGUGUUAGGUGACAACAUCCUUCACUUAUUACACAGAAACAACACGGAUGGAAAGAGGAAGACUGCUUUUUUUUUUUUAAACAUUUCUUACCAGCAGAUGGUGGUGAGUUAUUAACGUUUCAAACGGAUGGAGAUUGUCCUUUACAUGCAGUUGUGUGUGCGUGCGUGCGUGCGUGUGUGUGUUGAGGCCAUGCUUAGGGGUGGGUGAGAAUGUCCCGCCAUCACACCAUCUGAUGGCUGCCAUUCGCGAUUAUCACUGCACAUCCGUAACUCCAUGAUUAAAAUAACAGUUACAGAAAUAUUGUCAUAACAGUGCUGUAAAUCAAGGGACCGGAAGCCAACUCUUAAAUGUGUGACAAAGUGGCCUACACAGCUUUGUGCUUCAAGUGACAUCUAGGAAAUAUUCAGGAUGAUAGUCAUGUGACUAUCCCAGGCUCCGGCUUCCCCAAAAUGGCAGUGUAUCAGGUAUGAUAGCUCAUUUCCAAAAACUUUUUAUUGUACCACGACAACUGGUUUUAACUCCAAGUAACAAUUGAAAUGCUUUAAUGGGUUGUUAAAUAUUACAAUUAAACUCUUAGUAGAAAACAAGCUACUGAAUCUAGCAAGCUUUUAGCAUGAUCCGACAAUGACACGCCUGUCCCCAAAAGGCCGGUGUCAGGUAAGUGAGCUCAUUUCGAAAAGCUUUUUUUCAUACAUGUAACUAUUAUGAUGCUUUAAUAGGCCAUCAUAUAUCACCAUUCAACUCGACUUACUAUAUUUUUCUAUGAGUUCUGAGAAAACAAGUUGCAUUUGCUAGCGUUUCGCCUGAACCCACAGUGACCCGCAUGUCCCCAAAAUGGUGGUUUAUCAGAUAAGCUAGCUCAUUUCAAAAAGCCUUUUUUUUAUCCUAAAUGCUUGUUUUACAUUGAUUUAACAAUUACGAUGCUUUAAUAAGCCGUCAUAUAUCACAAUAGAACCCUUCUACUAUAUUUUUUCAGUGAGUUCAUAGAAAACAAGCAACAGAAGCUUGCCUGCUUUUAGCCUGAACCCAUAAGCCAUGGUGACACGGAUGUGCCCAAAAUGGCAGCGUAUCAGAUAAGCGAACUCAUUUAGCGUUCCAUGAAAGCUCAUUUUAAAUCCAUGUAAAAAUGGUAACGCGUCAAUAGGGUGUCAGAUAUAACAAUUCAAUUCCUCUUACGAUAUUUCUUCAAUAAAUUCAUAGAAAACUAUCGAGGAAAAUAUCACCGUGAUGUCAUUUACGUUAAGUGAAUAUAACGUUGGUUAUUUGGCUCAAUUACUGUGCUGCUAAGCACAAAAAGUGUCAAGUUGAGUUCAAAGUUAUACAUUUACCAUGAACACUAACAUAUGACAUAAAUUAUAGUAAUCCCUCGUUCGCGGCGGUUAAUCGGUUCCAGAACCGACGAUGUACAAUUCAAUAUUAAUAAACUGAAUAUAUUCGUCGUUAAGAACAUAGAAAAGCUGUUUAUGACUUCCUAAUUCUAUUUUUUACCAUUAUUAUGGCGCUCUAGACAAUAAAUAACGCCCAUGUAGUCACCUUUACACUCAUAUUGCUCAAUAUAGUAUAAUAAGUAAUAAGACUCAUGCUCGAGUGUUUCAAUAAAUGUCUUCUGGACGUGCGGACAGGAAGUGACAUUGGAGGUUUACAGUUCGGUUUUAGUUGCAGUACGGCCACAACAGUAGCCUGUGUUAUUACGAUGAUGACGACUAUUAUUAUUAUUAUGUUAUGACUGUGCCUGUUGUGAGAUAGUUAUAAAAAUAAUACAAACCUGUCGUUGUCGAUGAAGUAAUAGUGUGGUAAUAGUGGUAAUAGUGACACCUAGUGGCCAAUGUAGUCAGUUCAUCAACGUGUAGUAUUGCCUUAAACUGGACUUGUAUUGUUCAUUUGGAGCAUUUCUACUUGUAUGCUUGAAAAUGCUUACUUUAUGCCAAGAAUACGUAACAUUUGUUUAAAUAUGCAUUUUUUGACUAAUAAUAGGCCAAGAGACAAUUACGGAACAUCAAUCAUUAAUACAUUUUUGAAAAACUGAUGGAGCGAGGGACGAUUGUAACUAUUUUAGGGGGACAAAACCCAUGUGUUCCACUUGGUCUCUGGUAUAUCCUCCACCAUUUUACUUGAAAUGGCUCUCAGUUCUUGUGGGUUAAUAAUCAUUUUUAAAUAGAUACAAAAUGGUUUUCUUCCA
Molecule: messenger RNA, 5704 nt
Organism: Dunckerocampus dactyliophorus (ringed pipefish)
Lineage: Eukaryota; Metazoa; Chordata; Actinopteri; Syngnathiformes; Syngnathidae
Gene: rrn3
Product: RRN3 homolog, RNA polymerase I transcription factor
Exons: 17
Coding region: 230-2062 (610 amino acids)
Biological process (GO): transcription initiation at RNA polymerase I promoter
Cellular component (GO): nucleus
Molecular function (GO): RNA polymerase I core binding; RNA polymerase I general transcription initiation factor activity
Source: RefSeq, a predicted model, not a curated record